AGGAACACUAUUUGUAACAUAAUUUUGAAGAAAAAUUGAUAAUUCUGGCAACAUCGUACCAUAAUUCCUUUACUGGCCGGUGGCAUCACUGUGUCAAAUGACCACUUGUCAGUAUAACGCGUUCCAUAGGUUAUAAAAUACAGACAAAAUUUAAAAAUUACAACAAAAUCAAUUUUUAUGGCGUCAAAGUCAGUGAAAGCCCUAGGGUUGGCCAGGAAAUCGCUUACUGCGUUGGAAACUGGGUUGGCUACCAGAUUGCCAGAAGCUUAUAAGAAAUUUUACAAGGAAUGGAAGCUUACUGAACCUACUGCUGUCCAUUAUAUACCUGAGACUGGUAAAUGGAAACGAAACGACAUCACUGGUGAAGUGUUCCCUGUUCAAAAUGUACCUUUGCCAGUUAUUUAUCCACCUGAGGCAAAUAACCACAUAUGGGGUGGUGAUGGUGUUAUUCAGGGCUUCCAAUCUAGAGCUAGUGAUGUAAGAAGAGUACCUCAUUUCUGGGUACCUGUCUUAAAGAGAACUGUUGUUUACAGUGAGGUACUUGAUAAAUAUCUCUCUGUGAUUGUCACUGAGAGAGCUAUCAGCCUUAUUAAUUCAAAUUAUGGAUUUGAUCACUACUUGUUGAAGACUCCUGCUUGUGAUUUAAAAGGACUGCUGCCUCUCAGAUUAAAAAGGAAAAUUUUACAAGAAUUGCAGAAAGGUUGCCCUUCAUAUGCAGAUAAACCAGAAAAACAAAGUGAAGUACUGCACCGUUUUGAGAAUUAUUUGUCAGCAUAUACUGCUGAAGAGAUUGAAUGGUAUGGGUAUUCUCUUCAUGAAGCAUUGAGAAUAUUAAAGCAGAGGAUUGAAGAGGAAGAGCGUAGCAAGGUAGUACCGUUGAAACACAUGUAUCGUGCUCAGUUAAUAGAGAAACUAAAGGCUGCUAGCUUGAGUGAAAUGGUUGAUAAUAAAGCUGAGGAGAUAAGUUCUGGCGAAUCUGGGUCCUGGCUACAAAAAAUAAAUCCAUUUGGUAAAAAGAGAGAGACAUAAAUUUGUUAAUGUACCUAUAUACAUAUUGAUUGUUGUCCACUGUAUUCCUGAAAAUAGACAGUUAUUAAAAAUUGAACUAUUAUUGAA
Molecule: messenger RNA, 1116 nt
Organism: Acanthoscelides obtectus
Lineage: Eukaryota; Metazoa; Arthropoda; Insecta; Coleoptera; Chrysomelidae
Source: the annotation of a GenBank genome assembly